CAUCAACUAGUGGAAUGGGGAUUUCGAUGAUCAGAAAACGUUAAAUAUAAUAAGUGAAGAAACCUAUCAUUAUGUAUUCUCUUCAGUUAGUUCUCUAUCGUCUUUUUUUGCCAGAGUGUAGAUGUUUAUAUUUCUGUACCUUAAAUCAAGUCAAUCGUAUGUACGGCAGUUGAUAAACUUGUUUUCUUUACAGAUGGUUCGUCGAUCUUCAUAUGUAAAUCGUGAUUGUAAAAAUAAUAAAUCCAGCCCAAAUGAAAUAGUUCCUGCAUGCGAGUCUCGCAGAACCCGUGUGAAAUCACUGAGACGAAGACCAACUGGUUCAAAUAGACCGUACUACAAUCCAUGUGAACGUCGUCGUCGUUUACAAACAAUGAUCCGCGAGGUCUACAAUCGUAUUCGGUGUGCUAAUUUAGCAUCCAAGUGGAAUCAUGUAUUUGAAUUGAUGUCGAAGAACCGACGUUUGUUAAGCGAGCAACUGAAUUCUGCUCAUGCUGCUAAUCUCGCAGCUCGAUCUAUCACCUGUGAUGAAAUGUGGCCUAAUUCCAAUUCUGCCGAUCCACCUUUAUUAGCUGAACCGGUAGAAAUUCCUAAUGUCUAUAGUCAAUUUGGCAAAUUUGAGGCUCGAAUCGGUGGUGUAUCUUAUCGUGUUGCUAUUACAAUGAUGCCCCAAGUGAGUAAAUUCAAUACGAUCAGUGAUCCUGUGCCUUCCGUUUGUAUGUGGGCUCCUGUUCAACAUAAUUUCUCUGUUGAAGAUGAAACAGAAUUAGCUAAUUUACCAUAUAUGGGUGAUGAUCAAGCUCAGGAAGAUGUGAAUUUUUUAGAAGAACUUCUGAACAAUUACGAUGGUCAUUUACAUGGUAAUUUUCCAUUUGAAUUUGAAGAGUCACUUCUGGUACAAUUGGUUAAUGCAGUUGCAAAAGCAUGGCCAGAUAUUAUCGCACAAUGUGGAUUAAUACCAUAUACAAAUCAAAAAGGUGAACACCGACCCAUAGAUUUACCACAAAAUCCAAUUACAGUUGAUUCCUCAUCACAAGAAAUCGAUGCAUCAUCAAUAUCAUCAUCAGUAAUUGGUAUUGUUGACGAAACUGGUGUAGUUGAUUCUGAUUGUAAAUCAAAUGAACGUGUCUUGAAAAGAUCGAAACCAGAUGAAGAAGAUAGUGACGAAGUUUCAGUUACAAAAAAAGGUCGUUUCACCCGUCGUUCAGGAUUUAUCGAAAUUAAAGAUGUUGAAGUAACAAUAAGCAAUAGUAUAAUACCACCUAAUAUCAGCGUUAAUCUUCCCGAAUUCAAUGAUAAAACACUGGUUAGUCUCCAUAAUAAGCUGAAAAUUGAAGACAAUAAUGAGGAAAUCAAGUGUGAACUGAUCGCUACCACACAACAAUCUCCGAAGAUAAAAAAUUCCGUUGAUUCACAUCAUAGUGAUCGUGAUUCAAAUUCUCCAGACCCUAAGCGUCUCAAUACCACUGGGAUUCCAGAUGGAGUAUUCUCUGCCAUAGCUGGAACAUUCGGUUCAUCAGAUGAUUCUAGUAAACUUCAGCUUCGAUAUAUGGAAUUGAAAGAACGUUCAAGUAAUUCACAACUGAACGAAGAAGCGUUGACAUGUUGUCCAAAUUUAGACAGUCCGAUUGAAGUACUGAAUGCAGUGAAAAGUGGUCGACAUCAAAUUCCUACAAGAGCUGAAGCUUUACAUUCAUUCAGAACGUUAUUUUGUCGUCGAUGUUUCAAGUAUGAUUGUGCUUUACAUCCUUAUAAGUCUACUCAAUCAAUGUGGAGUCAUCGUUGGCCAUUUGUUGCAUCAACUAAUGUGGAAUCAGAUGCUCCAUAUUGUGGUGUAUGGUGUGUUCGUCAAUUCACUGAUAAGCAAAACAAUCAUCAUCAUAAUAAUAAUCGAAUAAAUGAGAGAGACUGUGAUUGGAACCCGGUUGAAAUAAGCCUUUAUCAAGUUUUAGCUCCAAUGUAUGUACCAUACGGUUAUUCUUCAUAUCAUUUAUACAAUUGGUGUUGUACAUUAUCUAAUCUUAUUGGAACUAAAAAGUGUUCAGAGGUGCUUAGCUAUGCAAAUACACAGAACCAUUCAACUCUUCUACUUCCCGAUUCUGGACAAUUAAGUCAACUACGUGUUCCUGGAACCGGUAUUGAAUGGGGUAGACGUUCAACUAGUACCGCAUCAUUAAAUGAUGGUGGAGAUUGUGCUGGAUCUGGAUCAUGCAGUGGAAGUGUUCAAGAUAAUGGUGAAUUCAACGAAGAAGCUGUGAAUAAUAAUGAAUCAUCGGGCUAUAAUUUACUACCAUCAUAUAGACGAAAACGUUCAAGGAAACGUCGUCUAAAAAAGAGCAUGUUAUUAGGACCACCAACUCGUCGUUUGGAUGACGAUGAAGAUUCACAAACAAAUGGAUGUCAUCAAAAUGCUACAAAUGGUAAUGCUAAUGGUGUAGUCGCAAGUGGAUGCUUCGCUCAUCAUUAUCAUCCAUGUGAUCAUCCUGGUCAACGAUGUGAUGAUUCCUGUUCUUGUCGAAUAGCUGGAACAUUUUGUGAAAAGUUUUGUCAAUGUCCUCCUGAUUGUCCAAAUAGAUUUUUGGGAUGUCGUUGUCGAGGUCAAUGUAACACAAAAUUAUGUCCAUGCGUUCUAGCUGUCAGAGAAUGUGAUCCGGAUUUGUGUUUAUCUUGUGGUGCACAUUCAUCUUUUCGAUCUUUUGCCUCUGGAAAUUCUAUGGAUUUACUUUCACUACUUCAAACUACUUUACCUCCUGUUACUGGUACUUGUCGAAAUGUUGCCAUUCAAAGAGGUUGGCGUAAACAUCUUUUAAUGGCACCUUCUGAUGUGGCUGGUUGGGGUAUAUUUAUUAAAGAAGCUGCGGAGAAAAAUGAUUUCAUAUACGAAUAUUGUGGCGAGAUAAUUAGUCAAGAUGAAGCAGAUCGACGAGGUAAAAUAUAUGAUAAAACAAUGAGCAGUUUCCUGUUCAACCUUAAUCGAGAUUUUGUUGUGGAUGCUACACGUAAAGGCAAUAAAAUUCGAUUUGCAAAUCAUUCAGUUAAUCCUAAUUGUCAUGCCAAGGUUAUCAUGGUGAACGGUGAUCAUCGAAUUGGUAUUUUUGCAAAACGUGCAAUUCUCCCCGGUGAGGAGUUAUUCUUUGACUACCGUUAUGGUCCUACAGAACAACUCAAAUAUGUAGGUAUUGAACGAGAUACAGACGCUGCAAGUGUAAUUAAUAAUCCUUUAUGCGUAUUGAAUACAUCUGGCAAUGAUAUUAACCCCCUGUGGUUACAUAUAGACAUCUCGCUUGUGUUAUACGUAGCUCAAACAGUAUUAUAUAGUGGUUCCGAUUAUCGCACUCCUAAAUAUAACAAUGAAAAAUCAUUCAUUGGUAAGGUUAUUACUCUGUUAUGUGUGCAGGCCUGUGUAGAGAAUGUAAAAUGUUUAUAG
Schistosoma mattheei is the source of this 3424-nucleotide messenger RNA. The record is from the annotation of a GenBank genome assembly. Lineage: Eukaryota; Metazoa; Platyhelminthes; Trematoda; Strigeidida; Schistosomatidae.